This is a messenger RNA of Achroia grisella, 615 nucleotides long. Its product is annotated as glutathione S-transferase-like. NCBI's taxonomy places the organism in Eukaryota, Metazoa, Arthropoda, Insecta, Lepidoptera, Pyralidae. The record is from RefSeq and is a predicted model, not a curated record. The coding region runs from base 4 to 615 and encodes 203 amino acids. Gene Ontology annotation, biological process: glutathione metabolic process. The transcript is spliced from 4 exons. Gene Ontology annotation, molecular function: glutathione transferase activity.
AAUAUGGCAAAGAAAUUACAGUAUUUCGAUUUGAACGGUUUGGGUGAAUCUAUAAGGUACAUUUUAUAUUAUUCCGGUGAAAAAUUCGAAGACGUCCGAUAUGAUAGGAGCAGUUGGCCUAUUCAGAGUGUGAAAGAUUCUUUGCCGUAUGGUCAAUUACCACUGUAUCAAGAGGGUAACCGUAGCCUGAAUCAGUCCUUGGCUAUAGCCCGUUAUGUGGCCGUGAAGGCGAAUCUCCUGCCAUCAGAUCCUUGGGACCAGGCUGUUUUGGAUGCCGCCGUAUUCAACAUUUACGAUUUCUGGAGCAAGGUCGGUCAAUAUAUAAGAGAAAAAGACGCGGCCGCAAAGGAAGCAGUAAGAAAAGAAAUCUUAACUGAAACCGUAGUAUUCUAUUUCUCACGAUUUGAAAAGGAACUUAAAGCUAAUAAUGGAUAUUUUGGUGGAAAGUUGAGCUGGGCUGACUUCAUUCUCAUUGGCAUCGUAGAAACUACAAAUCUUUUCCUUAACGCGGAAGUGGAGAAAGGUUACCCUACAAUUGUAGCUCUACUCAACAAGAUUCGAUCACUCCCCGGCGUUAAGUCAUACAUUGCCACAAGAAAGCCCUAUUCACUGUAA